UUUUAUGAUAUUUUUACUUAGAAUAUAUGCACAUUAAUUGGAUAUGAUAAUAAUUUCUUUAUAAUGUAUAAUAGUGGUUAUAUGGCUCCUGAAUAUGCCAUUCAUGGGCAAUUCUCCGUCAAAUCCGAUGUGUUCAGUUUUGGAGUAUUGUUGUUAGAAAUAGUGAGCGGCAUGAAAAACAGGGGGCCCGUUUUGCCAAGUCAAAGCGUUAAUCUUAUCGGACAUGCAUGGAGGUUGUGGAAGCAGGGAAUCCCACUAAAUUUUGCCGAUGAAUGUUUGGAGAAGUCUUGCGUUAAAUUAGAAGUAUUGCGAUGCAUCCACAUCGGUCUUCUUUGUUUGCAAUGCCAUGCUGAUGACAGGCCAAACAUGUCAUCUGUGGUUAUCAUGUUGAGUAGUGAGGGUGUCUUGCCUGAGCCCAAAGAACCUGGUUUUCUCUUAGAACACGUUCCAGUUAGGGAAGCAUCUCCUAACAAUCAUACAGCUCUUUCAAAUAAUGAAGUAUCUCUCACUUUGUUAGAAGCGAGGUGAAGUCAAUUUUGCUUAUUGAUUUUGGUCCAUUAAUGGGCAUAGUUUUAAAAGAUAAGGUUGUCUAUUUGCAAUAAUGCAAGACGAUGCUGAUUCUAAACUGCUCUCUUAUUUUGGGAA
Messenger RNA from Neltuma alba, 645 nucleotides. RefSeq names its product cysteine-rich receptor-like protein kinase 7. The transcript is spliced from 2 exons. Gene Ontology annotation, cellular component: plasma membrane. Lineage: Eukaryota; Viridiplantae; Streptophyta; Magnoliopsida; Fabales; Fabaceae. Gene Ontology annotation, molecular function: protein serine/threonine kinase activity. The record is from RefSeq and is a predicted model, not a curated record. Gene Ontology annotation, biological process: protein phosphorylation. The coding region runs from base 64 to 528 and encodes 154 amino acids.